AUGCCUGAGGUGCGGGACCUUUCUGAAGCUCUGCCAGAGAUGUCCAUGGACCCGAUCACUGGGGUGGGAGUGGUGGCCUCCAGGAACAGGGCUCCCACCGGCUACGACGUGAUUUCCACGACAACAGACGGACUGGAUGCUGACCUGUGGAAAGACGGGCUUUUUAAGUCCAAGGUCACCCGCUACCUGUGCUUCACCAGGGUUUUCUCCAAAGAAAAUAGCCAUUUAGGAAAUGUCCUAGUGGACAUGAAGCUCAUCGAUAUCAAAGAUACCCUACCAGUGGGCUUUAUCCCCAUCCAGGAGACUGUUGACACUCAGGAGCAGGCCUUCAGGAAGAGGCGCCUCUGCAUCAAGUUCAUCCCGAGGGACUCCACCGAGGCAGCCAUCUGUGACAUCCGCAUCCUGGGACGCUCCAAGCAGGCCCCGCCUCAGUACACCUUCAUCGGGUGA
This is a messenger RNA of Menidia menidia (Atlantic silverside), 450 nucleotides long. The record is from the annotation of a GenBank genome assembly. NCBI's taxonomy places the organism in Eukaryota, Metazoa, Chordata, Actinopteri, Atheriniformes, Atherinopsidae.